Messenger RNA from Phasianus colchicus (ring-necked pheasant), 3355 nucleotides. RefSeq names its product RAB3B, member RAS oncogene family (gene RAB3B). Gene Ontology annotation, molecular function: GTP binding; GTPase activity. The record is from RefSeq and is a predicted model, not a curated record. NCBI's taxonomy places the organism in Eukaryota, Metazoa, Chordata, Aves, Galliformes, Phasianidae.
AGGAGAGGUUUAUUCAGGUUGGAUAUUAGGAAAAAUUCCUUCUCAGCAAGAGUGGUAAUGCAGUGGUACAGACUGCCCCAUGAGGUGUUGGGGUCACUGUUCCUGGAGUUGUUCCACAAGUGGGGCAACGUGGCACUGAGAGACACAGUCAGUGGGCUUGGGGGCUGGGUAGGGGUUGGACUGGGUGACCUUAGAGGUCUUUUAGCACCGUAAUGAUUCAGUGAUCUUCCUCUCAGUGGCUUAGUGACUGCCAUCUCACUGCUCAGUGCCCUCUGCUUGGCUCUCCCAGUUGUGCUGCAUCAGGAGCUGAACCGACUUCAGAAGCAGCCCAGCAGAACAGGAGAAAUAAAGGAGGAAUUAUUUUCAGCUGGGAUCUGCCUAUUCUCUGAAUCAGUUCAUUGUGGUGUCCUGACCAGGGAAAGCCUGAAGUAACAAGAGAGUAAGAGGAAGGUGGGGAUGAGGAUUAGGAGAAAGAAACUGGGAGACUUGUCUUGAGGAUUUGAGCACAAGUUCUGGGGAAGCCCUCUGAAGGCUUUCAGCUCAAAUGUUUGUUGAGUGCAGCUUCAGUAAUGAUGUGGUAUCAGGAAUUAGUACUGCUGUCCUUCCAGUUUCACUUCAGUGAUCAGAGGAGGAGGAGAAGGAAGGAAAAGUCAAAUUCAAGCAAGGAGGCGGGGUUCUCUUUGAAAUGUUUGUGUUCCAGCACUGCCUGUGAUGUUACAGAACCUGCAGCAUCUCUCACACAGCCCAGCCACCAGUGCCAGGCAGCAAGAGGUGUGCUUCUAUGACAACUGUGCUGCGUCCUCUGCAAGUAUCCUCUGAUCUUAUUUUCUGCAUUGUGCCUCUAACAAAGCUGCUCCAGCUGGUCGCGUUCUGCAAUUGCUUUUUUAACUGGGAUUGGAGAGUGGCAUUUGUAGCCAGAUGGCUUCAGUAACAGAUGCCAGAUACAGGCAGAAAGAUACUUCAGAUCAGAAUUUUGAUUACAUGUUCAAACUCCUGAUCAUUGGCAACAGCAGUGUGGGUAAAACAUCCUUCCUCUUCAGAUACGCCGAUGACACUUUCACACCAGCCUUCGUCAGCACAGUAGGAAUUGACUUCAAAGUGAAAACAGUAUAUAGGAAUGACAAGCGGGUGAAACUGCAGAUUUGGGAUACAGCUGGACAAGAAAGGUACAGGACCAUCACUACAGCCUACUACCGAGGAGCCAUGGGCUUCAUCCUCAUGUAUGACAUCACCAGUGAAGACUCCUUCAAUGCCGUGCAGGACUGGGCCACACAAAUCAAGACCUAUUCCUGGGACAACGCACAAGUGAUCCUGGUUGGAAACAAAUGUGACAUGGAAGAUGAAAGGAUCAUUCCUUUGGAGAAAGGGAAACAUCUGGCUGAUCAGCUGGGUUUUGACUAUUUUGAAGCUAGUGCCAAAGAAAACAUCAACGUAAGGCAGGUGUUUGAGCGUCUUGUGGAUAUAAUCUGUGAAAAGAUGUCAGAGAGCAUAGAGUCAGACCCUUCCAGGGGCACUUCGGGAAGGAACGUGAGGCUCACAGACAACCCACCCCCUUCACAGCAGAACUGCUCAUGUUAGUGACCUUUCUUGCUGAGAAAUGUCCUUCUCCUUUCCUGACUAAAUUUUAUCUCUUUCUUUGUGGUUCGUUACCAUGUAGUCCAAAGGCAGAAGUCUCUGCUGUAGGAAACUGGUAUGUUUAAUGUGCUGGAGUGUUUAAUAUAUAUUAUCUGAUAAUUUAAAAACAAACACUGAAUAAAUAUCGUGGGUGCAUGUAGUUGUUAACAUGUGAGUUACGUUGAAUGAAGAAAAAGAAUUGCAUAGUGUUGCAAGUGCCUGUGUUUGGAUCUACUCUGAUCAACUGCUCGAUGGCAGAUGAGUUGCAGGACGACGGAGAUGAGGGAUUGGCUGCUGUGUGCUUGGCUGGAGGCAAGCUGUGGUAUGUGAGACUUAGAAGCAGCACUAUCUCAGAAAAAAAGCAGGAGCCGAAGUAUUAGUGCCAUGUUGUUAGUUUUCUCUCUGCGUUGUGUUGUUGAUUCCAUUUUUUAAUUUCGUGCUAGAUGGGUGCAUGUGUGGGGAUAGGUUUUCAGGUUCAACCACCAUGUAUAAUUUUAGAAGUGUGUGGGGAAAGAAGUGAUGAAUGAAACAUAGCUACCACUGAAAAACAAGAAAGAUAUGAGGUACACUACAGAUGUGGUGUGAUUCUGUGAUCAUUUUUAAUAUUUGACACCUAAAAUAUUAUUGUACUAAAUAUAUACCUGUACUAAAAUAUGGAGCUCUGUAUGUGUGUAGGACUCCAUACAGGUGCAUUGGCCACGUGCAGAGGAACUGCUUCUGUGAAUCUGUAAAACUGUGUAGCAUAUGCCUUUGUCCAUGAUUGCACCAUUGUUUGCACAGCCCAGCUCCACGCAGUGACUGUGAUUUGCAUCAGUAAACGUAAAUGAGGUGGAUGUAGAAAAAAUUUGCUGUAUUGUGGUGAAAUUAUGAAAAGUUUUAUGGCUUUACCAUAGGCCUGUACGCUCCUCUGACCAAGGAGACUUUCUGUUGUCAGAAUCUGGAGUCCAGCAUCUGCCCACAGUGCUGUGAGUUGCCUCACGAUGGCACAAGCAUUCAUUCGCUCUUGGAGUUCUGUUCUGUCACAUCUCAAGAGUUUAUGUUUCUCUGAAGAAAAAAACCCACCAGUUUUCUGGAGAAAAAUGCAACUAUCUUGACGUUGUUUGAGCUCAGCAUGCUCAAGGCUCGAUCCCUUUGCACCGCAGUUUGUUUGUUGCUUUCAGAAAUCUUUACAGUGACUUUUGGUGUGUGUGACCCGCUACGGAAAAUGCGGUUUGUGCAACGUAGGAGUGCCGUGAUUGUAUCUGAACGCUCUGAAACUGCCCAAUAAAGAGAAACGUCGCCACCAGGUGUGCCUGGAGGAGCUGUGUCACAGCAGCCGCUCGUGUGUACGCACGGAGGUGUCUUUUAACGCUUCUGAUCGAGCUGCGUGAGCACAUUUUGAUGGUCCCUGAGCCCGGCACUCAAGAACCGCUUUGCGGAUCUGACACUGGGCGUGCAGUGCAGGCACAGCAGAGCGGGGCUGGGCGUAACUCGUGUUGGCAGAAACGGGACCGCGUACAGCACGAGGCGAGCACGCAGUUCGUCAGCGCGCGCACGGCGGCGAGCAAACCGCCCACAGCGAGCGGCGGCCGCGCGCUUUGCGCGAGCUGCUGGGUCGGGCUGGUCGCCGGAGGAAACGAGGCAAGGCGGCUUCCCCCGCGGCACCCGUCUUCCCUCCGCCAAUCAGAGCACGCUCCGUCCGAACGAGGGCAGCGAUUGGGCCGCGUUCCGCGCGUGGCGCCGCGGCGGGCGUUGGCUGGAG